Messenger RNA from Eucalyptus grandis, 1575 nucleotides. RefSeq names its product probable mediator of RNA polymerase II transcription subunit 26b. The record is from RefSeq and is a predicted model, not a curated record. Bases 62 to 1333 code for a protein of 423 amino acids. Gene Ontology annotation, cellular component: nucleus. The transcript has 8 exons. Lineage: Eukaryota; Viridiplantae; Streptophyta; Magnoliopsida; Myrtales; Myrtaceae.
CAAGGUUCUGAUCUCAGACGACCGGAAUUAUAAUCUUUGAAAUCCAACGGUGGGAGUGGGUAUGGCUUCGGUUGGGACCUUUAAUGCCUUAAUAAAGGAGGUCGCAUUUGGCCUCAAGUUAUGUUACAUCGACUUAAAAAUCAAUUUCUGGUAUGAAAGAUACUUAACACAACAUUACAUUCACACGGAGUGCUUCGGCUGCAAGCUAUUCCGUUCCAACAUCUCUCCAGUCGUUUCUGUGAUGGGGGAGUCGCUCGAUGACUGGAGAGAAUUCUUCAGGACGACGGUGACCGACGUCUUUGAGUUCAUCGACAAGGCCAUCACGAUCGCCGCGCUUGAUUGCCCCCAAGAUUUUCUGUCUCAAAGAGGCCGUAUCGCAGAGCAGCUGUUCUCGUGCGGGACAGCUCGCGAUGGAGGUGACUGUGCAGCCGAGAGUAAAGAAAGCAAGGCGAACGGCGACACAGGUAAUGCUGCGAGCAGUGUGGGCAGCAUAAAGCACGGUGAUGGAGAAGCCGAAUCAUUCGGCAACAAUAUCGAAGAGGCCUCUCUAGUUGUCUGUGAAGUUCUAAGGAUCAAGCAGGUUUUGGACAAUAGCCGGCAUGAGUCUGAGUCCGCGCUGCUUGAAUCGUUGAGAAGACUCCGAUCUAUGACUAUUACUCUAAAAACAUUGAAGAAAACUAAGAUCGGGAUAAGUGUCAACAGUCUCCGAAGGAACUGCGGAUCAAAGCUGAUUGCUCAGCUUGCCCACGACAUUACUAUGAGAUGGAAGGCUAUGGUCGAAGAGAUAAGCCGCAGCACAGAGGAUGUUGCUGAUCCUUGCAACGUUGGAGACAGAACGACAUCUUCCGUCAAGAACAUCAGGAAACCAGGACAAGAACAGUGCGACGUCAGCCAGGCAGGUUCACUAGCUGACAGGAACCGGAGGCUGAAUGUGAACCAGCACCGAGGCACUGUGAAGCCCAAUAUGUCCUCAAACGCUGACCCGAGAACAAUCCCCCAAAGCGAGAUUGUGUCGCGGAAGUUUGAGAAGGAGAGAAUGCUUCGGUCUCAAAAGUCGAAUGAAACUGUCACAGGGGGCAAAAGACCACUUGCCAGUCGACAGAACAUCAAAUGCUCCAACAAAGUCGUAGCAGAGGUGGGGUUUGAAUCCAGCGAGAGGGAGACACAAGAACUUCAUCGAAAAGCAGAAACAGACAAAAGGCGUCGGACGGUGCUGGUAUUGGAUCUAUGUGAUCUCCCAAAGAUGGCGACGAGUCUUAAGGCUCCGUGCACAACAACUAGGAAAGCUCAUCGGCAGAGGGUGCUUUCGCAGAGCCUGGUAUCAUCCUUCUGAAGACCAAAAGUACAGAGCCAACAAUUUUGCACAGAGAGACCAAAGUUACUGGACUGGUAAUCAAGCAAGAGUUCUAUAGUUUAUAGUUUUCUUCUUAGUUGAAGCCAAUUAAAAGCUCUGGGAGCUAAUCAAUAGAGUCCUGUUCUAGGAGGUAAUGUUGAUGUGUUUGCCGGAAAUUGUAUCUAGCGACCUGUAAUCAAGACUUUAAUUUCUCAGCUAUAAGAACCUAGUUUGCUUUUACA